Artibeus jamaicensis (Jamaican fruit-eating bat) is the source of this 1524-nucleotide messenger RNA. Its product is annotated as keratin, type II cuticular Hb1. The coding region runs from base 1 to 1524 and encodes 507 amino acids. NCBI's taxonomy places the organism in Eukaryota, Metazoa, Chordata, Mammalia, Chiroptera, Phyllostomidae. The record is from RefSeq and is a predicted model, not a curated record. Gene Ontology annotation, biological process: intermediate filament organization; keratinization. Gene Ontology annotation, molecular function: structural constituent of skin epidermis. Gene Ontology annotation, cellular component: keratin filament. The transcript is spliced from 9 exons.
AUGACCUGUGGAUCAGCAUUCUGCGGCCAGACCUUCAGCUGCGCCUCGGCCUGCGGGCCCCGGCCCGGCCGCUGCUGCAUCACGGCCGCCCCCUACCGCGGAGUCUCCUGCUACCGAGGCCUCACUGGGGGCUUUGGCAGCCAGAGCCUCUGCGGGGGCUUCCUCUCUGGCUCCUGCGGCCGCAGCUUCGGAUACCGCUCUGGGGGCGUGUGCGGACCCAGCCCGCCCUGCAUCACCACCGUGUCGGUCAACGAGAGUCUCCUCACGCCCCUCAACCUGGAGAUUGACCCCAAUGCGCAGUGUGUGAAGCAUGAGGAGAAGGAGCAGAUCAAGUGUCUCAACAGCAGGUUCGCUGCCUUCAUUGACAAGGUGCGCUUCCUGGAGCAGCAGAACAAGCUGCUGGAGACCAAGUGGCAGUUCUACCAGAACCGCAAGUGCUGUGAGAGCAACCUGGAGCCCCUGUUUGAGGGCUACGUCGAGACGCUGAGAAGGGAGGCCGAGUGUGCAGAGGCCGACAGCGGGAGGCUGGCCUCAGAGCUCAACCACGUGCAGGAGGUGAUGGAGGGCUACAAGAAGAAGUAUGAGGAGGAAGUGUCUCUGAGAGCAACAGCCGAGAAUGAGUUUGUGGCUCUGAAGAAGGACGUGGACUGCGCCUACCUCCGCAAGUCGGACCUGGAGGCCAACGCAGAGGCCCUGACCCAGGAGAUCGACUUCCUGAGGCGACUGUAUGAGGAGGAGAUCCGCGUCCUCCACGCCCACAUCUCAGACACCUCAGUGGUCGUCAAGAUGGACAACAGCCGGGACCUGAACAUGGACUGCGUCAUUGCCGAGAUCAAGGCUCAGUAUGACGACAUUGCCAGCCGCAGCCGGGCGGAGGCCGAGUCCUGGUACCGCAGCAAGUGCGAGGAGAUGAAGGCCACGGUGAUCCGUCAUGGGGAGACCCUGCGCCGCACCAAGGAAGAGAUCAACGAGCUGAACCGCAUGAUCCAGAGGCUGACAGCCGAGGUUGAGAACGCCAAGUGCCAGAACACCAAGCUGGAGACUGCAGUGACCCAGGCAGAGCAGCAGGGCGAGACGGCCGUCAGCGACGCCCGCUGCAAGCUGGCCGAGCUGGAGGCCGCCCUGCAGAAGGCCAAGCAGGACAUGGCCUGCCUGCUCAAGGAGUACCAGGAGGUGAUGAACUCCAAGCUGGGCCUGGACAUCGAGAUCGCCACCUACAGGCGCCUGCUGGAGGGCGAGGAGUGCAGACUGUGUGAAGGUGUUGGUGCUGUGAAUGUUUGUGUCAGCAGCUCCCGGGGUGGAGUUGUCUGUGGCGACCUCUGCACGUCGGGUUCCAGGCCGGUGACAGGUAGUGCCUGCAGCGCCCCCUGCAGUGGGAACCUGGCGGUGAGCACAGGAAUGUGUGCGCCCUGCGGCCCCUGCAAUUCCAUCACAUCUUGUGGCCUGGGCACCUGCGGCGUGGGCUCCUGCGGCAUCAGCUCCUACGGCGUGGGCUCCUGUGCCAGCAGCUGCCGCAAGUGUUAG